Molecule: messenger RNA, 1113 nt
Organism: Volvox carteri f. nagariensis
Lineage: Eukaryota; Viridiplantae; Chlorophyta; Chlorophyceae; Chlamydomonadales; Volvocaceae
Exons: 6
Coding region: 1-1113 (370 amino acids)
Source: RefSeq, a predicted model, not a curated record
AUGGCCGAUACGCUACCACAGCAGAUCCCGACGAAAUCAUUAUUGUUCGGCCAAAAUAGGUCAGCUUGCAUGCGCGGGCCUGGCCGGGAGGUGCAGCCAACUGACCCAACGAAAGGCGCUAUCGACUGCCCGCGGACUGAUGCAAAAACAGACAGCAGCAGCGAUGAAACGUCUGUGGACUUCGGGUCACGCAGCGGCAAUACGAACCGGAAUUCGGAGUGCAGACGCGGGAACAGCAGUGCCUCAUCAAGUCCGCCUCAGGGCGUACCAGAGCUCCCGACAGUGGCCGAGGUCCUACGGACAGCCAAAACGUUUCUGCAGCCUACGCAAUUGAUCGAGCGUCAGUUCUACGCCGACUGCUACAGGGCCUGCCAACCGCUUCCCUACUUCAGUUACGUUCCGGAAAUAGCGCUACGACUGAGCUGUCUGGGCCAUCGAGUGGUGGUUCGGCGUGUGACGGACACCAGCCACUACUGGUCUCGUUCCAUGACUAACAUCUUCUGCUACUGCGUCCUCCCCGGGACCUCUAUCGGCUACGUGCUGGACCCCGGCUUCAAGGAACACUUCCGAGCGGCAAGAAUGUCGGACCGGGGCAUCUGGGAGUGCUUACCGCCGCUCUUCGUGGGUCCUCCAGCCCGGCUGGUCCAGCUGGUGCAGGUGCUCUGCGCGGAGCUGCAUGCCUCUUUUGAAAUUAGCCAUCGACAGCUUCCCCCGUGGCGGACCUUCAGCUGCACAAUCAAUCGCUGGAUGUCGCCGGUAUUCCCUGGCGGUGGCGGUGGCGGCGGCGGCGGUGGGGCUGGGGUUGGUACGAUGACAGGUGUGAUUCCGGCUGCUGAGGCACAUGCUUUCCUGCGCGCCUGUGAGGAGUUGCUGGCGAACACGCCUAGCGCGCCUAGGGCUGUAGGCCGCGCGGGCGAUGCCCAACUGGUGGUGGUAAUACCAUGCGGCCUGCCCCGCAGCGUUGCGUCGUCAGUGGCGGCGCCGGCGGCGCCGGAGUGGCGGCGGAAGUGGAGGUAUCCGGUGGCUCGAUGGUUCAUAUCUCCACCGCCGCCACCGCCGCCGCCUCCUCAACCGCUUGGGGCCCUCCUCCUCAUCAUCAUCCUAGACCGGUAG